Gracilinanus agilis (Agile Gracile Mouse Opossum) is the source of this 2702-nucleotide messenger RNA. RefSeq names its product FAST kinase domains 1 (gene FASTKD1). Lineage: Eukaryota; Metazoa; Chordata; Mammalia; Didelphimorphia; Didelphidae. Gene Ontology annotation, molecular function: RNA binding. Gene Ontology annotation, cellular component: ribonucleoprotein granule; mitochondrial matrix. The transcript has 14 exons. The record is from RefSeq and is a predicted model, not a curated record. Gene Ontology annotation, biological process: mitochondrial RNA processing; regulation of mitochondrial mRNA stability. Bases 7 to 2523 code for a protein of 838 amino acids.
UCCAUCAUGCUUCGUCUGAGAGCUGCUUAUGAAUUCUUCUGGAGAGUCUUUCAACGUGGACCUAAAGCCAGUGAUUCUUUACUUAGCCAAAUAAGUAAAUGCGUGAAUGAAGAACAGGUUUUUGAUAUAGUUGGAAACAAUAAAGCCAAGUUUUCUGAAAAACAUGUGGGAUAUGCAUAUAAAACACUUUGGCAAUUUCAAAAGGAAAAGUUUGAUUUGAUGAGAAGUGUUCCUUUUGUCAGAGACCAUCCUCAGUUUCAUACUCUUCGUAUUUUAGCUAAGGAUAAAAUUGAAUUAAUGGAUGAUGACACCCUGGUGAAUGUAUUGUAUAUUAUGUUAAGGUUUGCUGUUGAGGCCCAUGAUUCUCUGGUGGAACAUCUGGUUGUGGAAGCAUGGAGGAGGGUAGAAAGAUUUGACCUUAAAAUACUCUCAGAUUUCUCCACCUGCCUAGUGGAUCAACAGAUGCAUUUCAGUCCUUUAAUGGGAAAAAUAGCUGACAUUUUAAACAGGAACUUGGAUUCAAUUCAGAACUUAAGGAUAUUGUCAGUCUUGAUGGUGAAUGUAUCCUCUGUUAUCUCACAAAAUUUUGGUAAACGACUUGUGAACAAAACAGAACUUCUCUUAGAUACAAUGGACCCUUCUGACUUUAAUACAUCAAUAAGAAUAGUGCAAUUUCUCCGAAAUAUUCGAUAUAAUUAUCAUCCAUUAUUAGAAAGGUGCAAUCGUAUGUUCAUCAGCAAUAUUGCUCAUCUGAAUUUGGAUACCCUCAGUCUUAUCCUUGCGCUGUAUCAGUCUCUGCAAUUUACUAAUUUUUCAUUUCAAGCAUUAGCCAGAGAGAAGCUUUCUGAAAUGAUUCCUCUUUACUGUGAUCCUGUUUCCUUCGUAAAAUUAUUUGUUGCCUUGGGACCUUUGGCCGGGCCAACGGAAGAGAAACAACUUAAGUUAGUUGUACAAAUGAUGGUGGAGGAACUAACCAGUCAACAAGCAUUAGCCAUAUUGGUCACAAUGGAAGAAAUGAAUACAAAAGAUUCACAUCUGAUUGCAGAAAUUGUUUCUGUCUUAUAUAAAUACUUACAUGUCUAUACACCAAUGGAAUUGGCAAAGAUAACCAAAGCCGUGAUUCAUUUGCAUGUCCAUAAUUUAAAACUUCUUAGGAUUCUCAGAGAACUACUACUUAGCUAUUUGAGAAAAAAUGUCAUACCUCGUGAAAUUUCUAGGCUGGUCCAGGUCAUUGCCAUGCUUCCUUCUCCUCACUUGGAUGAAUCAGGGAUUUCCCGAGUAGAAUCCAUUUUACCUCAAUGCAGUUUAAGUGACCUAAACAUUUUUGCAUCAUCUCUUUCAAUAUGGAUUAAACAUGACCAUUCACAUCUGAACAAUGUUUCUCAGAAAAAUAUCCAAUUACUUCCAAAAUUAAAUACGUAUGGUUAUCAGAGAUUACAAAAAGCCAAUAAUUUGAACAUAUUGUGGGAAGAACUUAAAUAUGUUCAUGGAGAAUGGUUUGAGGAAGAACUUCUUAAAGAAACAAUCGUCACCUUGCAACGCUUAGGUGACCAAGUCACACAUGCAAACAUUACAAACCUGUCAAGUUUUAUUGUCAGGGCUAACUACCUUAGUACUCCAGUACUUGACAAGAUAGCUUCUGUGACAAUCCAGCAGAUCAAUAAGAUCCAUCCUUUGGCAAUCCAUCCUAUCUUACUUCCUUUCAGCGUCCUUAAUUAUGAUCCACCUCAAAAGGAUGAAUUCUUUGGAGCUUGUAUCCAGCACCUUACGUCUCAUUUAAGUGUCUUUGAACCUCAUAUCUUAGUGUUUCUUGGUUUUACAUUGGCCCUUGCUGAGUAUUUUCCAGAAGAUCUUAUAAGGGCAGUAUUUAAUGUUGAAUUCCUAGCCAAAUUGGAUUCACAGCUUCAAUACUUGCCUCCUUUCUUAAAGCUGAGAACCUACAACCGUCUCAUGGAAUUUAAUAGAGCAGUCUGUUUGGAAUGCCCUGAAUUUGAAAUUCCCUGGUUUCAUGACUCUUUUUGUCAGCAGCAGGAAAAUAAAGUUAAAAACAACAUCAAUGCAAUACCACACCAGGUUUACAAAAUGUUGGGAGAAAUCUUAGGAGGAGCCAAUUAUGCAAAACCGUCAGCUCUCACUCCUUAUGGAUAUGUAGUGGAUUUUGAAUGUAUCCUGGAUAAAAAGAAAAAGCCUCUUCCUUAUAGAAGUCAGGAUGUGGCUUUGAAUGAGCUGCCAAGUGUACACUGGGGGCCAGAUACCCACUAUAGUAGGCCAGAACUGCCACCAGGAGCACAAAGGAUUGCUUUGGAAUUCUUGGAUUCACGAGCAUUUUGUAAAAAUAUUCCCCAUUUAAAAGGAAGAUCUGCAAUGAAAAUAAGACACCUAGAAAUUUUGGGUUAUCACGUGAUUCAGAUUCCUCAUUUGGUAUGGAAUUCUAUGGAAUUUUCAACAAAGGAUGCCUGGAUGGAAUACUUGAAAGAGCAUAUAUUCCAGGAGUCAAAUCAUGAUUAUAAUUUUUAUUUAUGAUAUGUCACAUUUUAGAUGUAAAUUAUAAUAGAAAAAUAUGAAUUUGAUUAAAAAUUGAAUUGUGAAAUAUUUAAGACUAAUUAAAAAAGGUGAGAUUGUUUCUGUGUAACAAACCUGUAGUUCUUCAAAUGGAGAUUUAAAAAUUUUGCAUACUUUUUUCAUUGUUAUUUCUUUUGAUA